AUGGAGCACAAUAUGCACGUUAAUGCGCCACCUUUGCAUCAUUGGGGCUAUGGUGCCGCUGCCGCCGUUAUGCCUGCCACUCCGCAGAGUCAUUGGGUGCCGCCGCCCCAGAGUCACAGUCAUCACAGCCAUCAGAGCCAUCAUUCGCACAAUAGUCUGAAACGUACGCUCUCCGAGAGCGAUUGCGAUGAGCUCUACUCCGAGGAAUCGUCCAAAGAACAAAUCUCGCCCAGCGGCACGGGCAGUUGUCAGCUGAUGAGCCGCAAGAAGCGUCGCGGGGUCAUCGAGAAGAAGCGUCGCGAUCGAAUCAAUUCCUCGUUGACGGAACUAAAGCGUCUGGUGCCCUCGGCCUAUGAAAAGCAGGGAUCGGCCAAGUUGGAGAAGGCUGAGAUUCUUCAACUGACCGUAGAGCAUUUGAAGAGUCUGCAAACAAAAACCAUGGACUCGCUCAGCUACGAUCCUCAACGUGUGGCAAUGGACUAUCACAUCAUUGGAUUCCGUGAGUGCGCCGCUGAGGUAGCUCGCUAUCUGGUCACGAUCGAGGGCAUGGAUAUACAAGAUCCGUUGCGAUUGCGUCUCAUGUCCCAUCUGCAGUAUUUUGCACAGCAGCGAGAGAUCUCCGCCAGCGGCGGCUAUCAGCCCAGUUGUGCGGCAACGCCCUAUCAGAGCUAUGCCACGCCCAGCAGCGCCAGCUCCUAUGUGUCCAGCUCGGGUGCAUAUAUGACGCCGACGCCGCAUCAUGUGACCCGCUCCAGCGUCUCCACAGCAAGUGGAGCUGCCGGCAGUGAUGCCAACAUUGGACCACUCGAGCCACGUGCGGAGGCAACCACUCAGCAGCAGCAGCAGCAGCAACAACAACAACAGCAACAGCAGCAGCAGCAGCAACAUCAGCAACCCCAGCAACAACAACAGCAACCACAACAACAACAACAGCAACAGGCAAAUCAACACUAUACCCAGGAGCACCCUGGACACGCGGAGCAGCCGCAAUCGCAACAGGUGCCCACCUAUAUUGAUCUGACGAAUAGUCAUCGCGUCAAUGAGGCUAUUCCCUCCAUUCCCGUCGAGAGUUUGAGCUACAGUGCGGCUCCUCAGUAUCCAGUGAGUGUUGGUCAGGACUACAACAAUGCCAGCGCCCUGCAAUAUGCCACACCGAACGGCGCCAAGCCCUAUCGACCCUGGGGUGCCGAAAUGGCAUACUAAUGUCGUGGAGUAGGGGUAUUCCCCGCCAAUCUACAAAUGCAACCCAUUCUAGUCAGUUCAAACCCGAAACAUGUGUGAUAGUCUUAAGUAGUGCAUCUCGAUGAGAUCCCAAAAUAAAAACCUUCAAUUUGUA
This is a messenger RNA of Drosophila grimshawi, 1336 nucleotides long. RefSeq names its product hairy/enhancer-of-split related with YRPW motif protein (gene Hey). The record is from RefSeq and is a predicted model, not a curated record. Gene Ontology annotation, molecular function: RNA polymerase II cis-regulatory region sequence-specific DNA binding; protein dimerization activity; DNA-binding transcription factor activity, RNA polymerase II-specific. Gene Ontology annotation, biological process: regulation of transcription by RNA polymerase II; regulation of neurogenesis; anterior/posterior pattern specification. Gene Ontology annotation, cellular component: nucleus. Lineage: Eukaryota; Metazoa; Arthropoda; Insecta; Diptera; Drosophilidae. The transcript has 3 exons. Bases 1 to 1203 code for a protein of 400 amino acids.